Messenger RNA from Plasmodium gaboni, 8580 nucleotides. RefSeq lists its product as hypothetical. The record is from RefSeq and is a predicted model, not a curated record. NCBI's taxonomy places the organism in Eukaryota, Apicomplexa, Aconoidasida, Haemosporida, Plasmodiidae. Bases 1 to 8580 code for a protein of 2859 amino acids. The transcript has a single exon.
AUGAUAUUACAUAAUAGAAAGAGAAAGAAUUAUGAUAGAAAAAAUGAUGAGAGGGAUGAAGAAGAAAAAAAAUAUAUAUAUGACAGAGAUAUAAUAUAUGAGCAGAUAUAUUCUCUUCCAAAGAAAAACAAACCAAGAUGUUUAGUGAUAUCAGACUAUAAGGAUAAUUUAUUAAAAUAUUUUUCUAAUAUAGUAAAAGUAGAAAAUUAUGGAAGUAAAGAUUUUAGAAGUAAAUGGUAUAUUCAUUUUUAUAAAAUAUGUUUAUAUAAUGAAAAAAUAUAUGGAGGUAAUAUAGUUGGAAAUAAGAAAAAUAUCGAUAAACUAAUAAUGGAAUAUAAUGUAGAAGAUGUCUUAAGAAAAUUACAAACUUUAGUAAUACGUCGAUUAGAUUGUGAGAAUUUAUAUUAUCAAAAAAUUUUAGUGAUUACAUGUUUAUUAUUUGAUUUUUUUCAAAAUAAAAAACAUGUAAAUAUUAAAAGUUUAAAACAUUUAGAAGGUGAAGAAGAUGAUACAAAAAAUACAGACAAUGAUCCAAAUGCUGAAGAUGAUGAAGAAGAAAAAAGAAAAAAAAAACAUGAUAAAGAUGAAAAGAAUAUAGAAUAUUAUAAUGAUAAAAAUAUAAUAAAAGAUAAAUAUAAUAAAAAAAAAAUUUGUAAAAAACGAUCAAGAAAAAAUUCUUCUAGAUCCAAUUAUUAUGAUGAAUAUGAUGAUAGUAUAUAUAAUAGUUCAAAUAAAGAUGAAGAUAGUAGUGAAUAUAUUAUGACUACUAGACGUAAAGAUAAUAAAAUAGAAAUUAGAAAAGAUCAUCCUGGAGAUAUAAAUUAUCAUAAAAAUUAUUAUAUUAUUGAAUUUAAAAAUAUAUUAUAUAAUGAAAAAAAAAAAUUUAAUAAUUUAGAAAUAUUUUAUCAUAUCAGUAAUUUUAUAAUACAUAGAUAUUGGUAUUCUGAAGAAUAUUCAACAUAUAAUAUUUUUAUAUGGUUUCUUAAUUAUAUGCAUAGUAAAUUAGAAAUAAGAAAAAGUAUUCAGAAGAUUAAUGAGCAGUUAGAAAUGUUUAUUAAUAUCCAUCCAAAAAUAUUUAAUAUAUCUCAUGCAAAAAAAAAAAGAAAAAAAAAUAAUAACAGUAGUUAUAUUAAUACAAAUAGUACUGGUCGUUAUUUUGAAAAUGGUGUAUUAGAUUAUCCAUAUAUAAAAAAUAGGCAGAAACAAAUUGGUGGUGGUUUUUCUGAUAUGACUGAUAUAGAAAAGAAGAAUAAACAAAACUUAACAAAUUUAAAUACAUUUGGUAAUAAUGUUAUGAAUAAUAAUUCGUUUUUUAACAACACAAUGAAUAAUAUUAAUAAUAAUAAUAAUAAUAAUAGUGGUACUACUAAUGGAUUAUCUUUAAAUUCAUUUAAUUCACCUUUUAAAAGUUUCGAUCAAUCCAAUAAUAUUUUUAGUAGCAAAGGUGGAGAAAGUAGCUUAUUCAAAAAAACGGUCACAUUAACAAAUAACAUGAACAAUAAUAAUAAUAUGAAUAGUAAUAGUAAUAAUUUAUCAUCACCAUCAUUAUUUAAUAAUACUACAGGUGGUGGUUUAUCUAAGUUUAAUCUGGGUUUUUCAAAUAUUCAGAAUAAUAGUAAUAGUAAUAAUAAUAUGAAUGCAUUCAGUAGUGGAAUGGAUAAAACAAAUAUAAUGACUGCAGGUACAGGUUUAUUUGGUGAUAAAUCCAUGUUGAAUAAUAAUACAUCAAGUAUGAAUAAUAUGUCUAAUGUGAAUAAGAAUUUAUUACUUAGUAAUACACAGAAUAAACAAGUAAAUCUUUUUGAAAAUAAUAAUAUGACGAAUGGUAAUAAAUCUACCAAUGGAUUAUUUGGUUUUGAAAAAAAUAAUUUUAAUACAAUAUUUGGAAAUAAUUCGAAUAAAGAAAAGACUAAUAUAUUUUCAUUUAAUAAUAAUCAAUCAAAAAAUAAUCUUUUUGAAAAUAAACAACUAAAUAAUAUAUCAAAUAAUAAUAAGGAUCUUUUAGGAAAUACACAAAAUAAUACAGUAUCGAAUAAUUUGUUUGGAGGUAAUAUAACAAAUAUGAAUAGUAAUAUGUCUUUAAAUUCUAAAUCUUUAUUUGAUAAUAGUAUGAAUAAUCAAAAGAGUAAUAUCUUUUCAUCAGUUAAACCAACUGAAUCUAUAUUCAACAAUAAUAAUAAUAAUAGUAAUAGUAGUACAACAGUUCCAUCUGGUCCAUCUAAUAUAUUUGGUGCUCCUUUGAGUAACACUCAACAAAGUCCUUUUAACAAAGCAGCAAAUAAUGCAUUUGGAACUAUAAACAUUGAUAAUAAUAAUAAUAAUAAUAAUAAUAAUAAUAAUACAAGUAAUAGUGUGAGCUUAAAUUUUAAUAGUGCCAGUAUUACAAAUAAGCUUACACAAAUGAAUGGAAAUAAUCAAACAUUUAAUAACCCAUUGAAUAAUGUAGUACAGAAUGAUAAUAAUUUAAUUAAUCUUUUUAAUAAUGAAAAUGGAUCAAAGGAACUAUUUAAAGAUUUAAAAAUUAAUAAUGACAAUGGACCAAAAUUUUCAGUAAAUAAGAAACCAUUAUUUUCAAGAAGAGCAACAAAAAACUCUACCCUUUCAACAAAUACAUUGAAUGAACAAAAUAAUAUAUUUAGUUCAUCAUAUAUGAAUAAAGAUAAUCUAUUAAAUAAUCAAGAGAAACCCCUUAAAGUUAUAUUUGGUCAAAAUAAUACAGCUAAUGAAAAUGUAAUCAAUACUAAUACUACUAUUAAUAGUACUACUACAAAUAAUACAUCAUUAUUUAAUGCACCAAAUAAUAAUAAUAAUAAUAUAUUAUCAACAAAUGUUGAAAAAAAUUUAUUUGGUCAAACAAAUAAUCUUUUGAAAGGAUCACCAUCCAUAGUUUUUAAUUCAGCUUCAUUGACAGGAGCAACAAACACAAUGAAUGAUAAUAAUAAUAAUAAUAGUUUAAAUAAUAAUGAUAAUUCUGUUAAUAAUAAUAAUAGUGGUGCUAUAAGUGGUGGAUUUUUUGGAAACAAAAAUCUUUUCGGCAAUACAACAAAUCUUUUUGGAAGUAACAACAACAAUAAUAAUAAUAAUAAUAAUAAUAAUAAUAUUAGUGUAGCUAAUAAUAAUAGUAACAACCUAGAAAACAACAUGCUUUUUAAUUAUAAUGAUCAAAAUAAUAAUAAUACAAACAAUAAUAAUCCAAGUUUAUCCAUGCCAGUUAAAAAAUUAACCUUAGAAGAAAGAAAAAAAAAAACAUCCAAAAAUAGUAUGCUCUCAUUAUUUUCAAAUAAUAAUACUAAUGAAAACCAAAGUGCAGAUAAUUCAAUAAAUGCUUUAUCAAAAAAUAUUAUGAAUAAUAAUACAUCUAAUUUGUUUAAUUUUAAAAGUAAUAAUGAAAAUAAUAAUGAUACUACUUCACAAUCAAACAUUUUUGGAUUUAAUACAAAAGAUAAACAAACAACAUGGGGAGACAAUAAAAUCACAUUUGGCCUAGGUAACAAUAAUUUAUUAUCAAAUCAAGAAAAUAAAGAAACGAAUAAAAACCCAUUAGAUAAUAUCUCUCCUACAAAUGCAACUGAAGAUAAACCAGCCAAAAAAAUUAAUAUAUUCGGUACUAGUGGUUCCUUAUUUAAAACAACAGAAAAGACAAAUGAAAAUAAUACAUCUGAGGAGAAUAAAAUAAAAAAUAUAUUUCAGUUUAAUACAAAGGAUGAAAAAAAUGAUAACAAAGGAGAGACCAAAAAUAAUCUAUUAUUAAAAAGUGAUGACAAUAUAAAUAAAGAAUCUGAUAAGGAAAAAAAUAAUAAAGAAGAAAAUGUUGUCAAAGGAACAAUUUUUGGAUUCAGUAAGGAUAAAGAGAGCUUAUUUGCUUCUUCCAUAAAUAAUGAUGAUAAGAAUAAAACGAAUAUAUUCGGAUCAUUAAAUAAGGACGAUAAGGAUAAAGAUAAAGCGCCAAUUUUUGGGUCCCCAUCAAACAAAGAUGAUAAGGAUAAAGCGCCAAUUUUUGGGUUCUCAUCAAACAAGGAAGAUAAGGAUAACAAUAAAGUGCCAAUUUUUGGGUUCUCAUCAAACAAAGAUGAUAAAGAUAAGGAUAAGGAUAAAGAUAAGGCACCAAUUUUUGGGUUCUCAUCAAACAAAGAUGAUAAGGAUAAGGAUAAAGCCCCAAUUUUUGGGUUCUCUUCAAACAAAGAUGAUAAAGAUAAAGCUCCUAUCUUCGGAGCAAGCACAUUUGGUAACAAUAAAACUGACACAUUUAAUCAAGAGAUUCUUAACAAAGGCGACAAUAUGAGUGUCCCAAUUUUUGGUAACACAAUAACAAGUAAUGAUAAUGAAAAAAGUAAAUUGAACUUAUUUAAUGUAAAUAAGGAUAAAGAAGAAAUUAAAGAGAAUGUAUUUAUAUCUAAAGAUAAUAUGAAUAAUAAGAUGUUUAAUAAUGAGAAUGUGAAAUAUGUUUUAAGUGUUACUAAAGUAGAUGAUGAAAAUAAAUCUAAUCCAAAUAUAAAUUAUGAUGAUGUUAUUAAUAGAAAAAGAAGAAGAAAUUUUGAUGAUAAAAAUGAAACAAAUUCAAAUGCAGAUGAAAGAGAUAAGGAUGAUGAUAAGUAUGGAAGAAAACAAGUUGGAAAAGGAUUUAAUGUUAAUUCAAGAAAUAUUUCUAAUGAUAAGAAUAAUUUAAAAAAUAAAAUGUAUAAUAAUAAUGAUGAAGAUUUAUUUUUACAAAAGAGUAAAGUUGGAAAUGCUUUAAAUGCUACAAAGAAUAUGUUAGAAACUUUAAAAUAUGAUAAUAUACCUAGUAAGGAUAUAUUGAAUGAAUCAAUUGUUAAUAAAAAUAUGGAUACAGCUGAAAAUGUUAUAGUAGAACAAAAUCUAUUAAAUGCAAGUGCACCAUAUAGAGAAGAGAGUAACAAUAAUAAUAUUAUUAAUAUCAAUAACAAUAAUGAUAAUAAUGAUAAUAAUGAUGGUCUCUUUUCAAGUUAUCAGUAUGGUAAUAAGAUAAGUCCAAUGAAAGAAACACCUAUAAAAGAUAUUAACAUUAAUAGUAAGGAAAUGAAUGAAAAUAACUCAAAUAAUUAUUUAACACAUAACAACAAUAAUAAUAAUAUGAUGAUGAUGAUGAAUAAUGUUAAAAAUGAUGAAGGAAAUAAAAUGCAUUUAAUUAAUAAACAAUAUAUAAAGGAAAAAGGAUUAUAUGAUAGUUUAUAUGAUAAUAAUGAUGAUGAGAAUUUAAAUGUUAGAGAAUAUUUAAUGGAAGUAAAUAAUAAUCAUAAUAAUAAUAAUUAUAAUGACAAUAUAAGAAAUAAUAAGAAAGGAAUGAACCAUAAUAAUAAUAGCAUAUAUGUAAAUAAAAAAGAAAUGGAUAGAAUUGUUCAAUAUAAUAAAAAAAUAUCAUUUGAUGAUAUUGUUGUAGAUUUAGAUAAAGAUAUGAUAGAUUUAAAUGAAUUAAGACAGAAUUUAUUUUUAUGUGCUAUUAAUUUUCAUUUAAAUUAUUGGGCAGAAAAAGUUAUUUUAUUUUAUCCUCAUAAUGAAAAAAUAAAUAAAUAUUGUACUAAGCUUAUUAGAAUUAAAAAUGAAUUUGAUGAUACAUAUGAUUUUAGUUUAUUUGAAUAUAUACAUGAAAUAUCAAGAAAAUUAUUAAAAACAUUAGAUAGAAAUUCAUGUAUAUAUGAAAGUGUAGUAUUUUUAUCAGGAGAAAAUUUGUAUAUCUUAAAAAAUGCUCAACUAAGUUUAUUUGAGGCUUUUAUUAUAUAUCAUUUUUGGUAUCAAAAAAAUAGUAUAGAUAUUAAAAAAAACUUUAGAAAUUUUCUUUAUACUAAUAAAAUAUAUCCAUGUUAUGUAAAUUAUUAUAUGAAUUUAUAUAAAAAUUAUAAAUCUUUUAAUGGCAAAUAUGCAGAGCUUAAUAAAAAUAUGUCCAAGAAAAUUAGAGAAAAUGAUAAUAUGAUGAAUAAUAUCAACCAUAUGGAUAAUAUGAAUAAUAUGAAUAAUAUGAAUAAUAUGAAUAAUAUCAAUAAUAUCAACCAUAACAAUAAUGGUGAUAUAAAAAAUUAUCAGGGUACUUUUUUAAACGUUGCAAAUAAUAAUAGCAGUAGACAAUCUUCAAGAGCAGGUAGUUUUCUUUUACCCCCUUCGUGUGCAUCGAAUGGAAAUUCCAAAUAUAGUGUCGUCAAUUUAAAACAUUGUAGCAGUGCAUCUAAUAGAACACAUGCUAGCGAUUAUUCCAAUCAUAGGAGUGAAAAAUCGGAUUAUUCGCAUAGUGAUAAAAAAGGAUAUAAAAAUGGAACUAUGGAUACAAACAGUAACAGUAGUUAUGAUGAUGAUUACACAAGUGAUAAUAAUAAAAGUGAUAGUAAUAAUAGUUAUAGUAAUAUAAGUAAUAGUAAUGAUUAUAGUGAAGAUAAUAGCCAUAGGGCAAGACAAAAUAAAGAUAAUGAUGAUGAUAAUACAUACGACGAAUAUAGUAAUAGUCGAAGGACUUAUGAAACAAAUAGUGAUGAAAGUAAUAGUUCAAAUAAAAGAAGACGAAGAAGAAAAAGAAAAAUGAAUAAUAGUAAAAACUUAAAAAAGAAUGGUAGUAAAUAUAAUAAAUCUAAAAAGAAAAAAAAUGUAAAUGAAAAUAGCUUAAUAGAUAUAUUAAAUUCGAAUAGUAGUAGUAGUAAUAGUAGUAAUGAAAAUUCAUCAGAUAUAUUAGAUAAUAAUAGUAAUAUGGAUGAACCAUUAAAUAUGAAUAUAAAAGAAAAAUAUAUAUAUUUUUCUAAAGAUAAGAAAAAGAAAAAGAAAAAAUUUAAAUUACCAGGACAUAUAAAAAUAAAGAAGUUAAGUGCAUGUGAAUGUGUAUUAUUAGAAUUAUUGUUAAAGAACGAUAUAUUAAGUGUUUUAAAAAAAUACAAAAUAUUUAAAACAGAAAAAUAUGAAUAUUUAUAUGUAAAUUUAUUAGGUAUGUUGAAACAUUAUAAUUAUUUUUCAAGAAGAGAAUCAGAUGAAAAUAUAAAUGAAAAUAAAGAAAUUAAUAAUAAUUAUAAUAAUAAUAAUAAUAAUAGUAAUAUAUCAAAUAUUAAACAAAAUCAUAUUCAUAAUAAUAGAAAUUUAAAAAGAAUAAGUGAACACUUAAAUUCGAAUUGUAUUAUAAAUACAAAGAAUGAUAAAAUAAAUAUAUUAAAAAAGAUAUGUGAUAAGAAUUUAUUAUAUUAUAUAAAUAUGCAAUUAAAAAAUAUUUCUCAUUUAAUAAGUUAUAAAGAAAUAGAAAUAGCAUGUAUAUAUUUAAAUAAUAUAAAAAAUAAUUUAUAUGUUAUGUUUCAGUUACCUAUAAUAUUAUAUAAUGUUUUAUUUGAAAAAGUAGUAAAUUCAUUUAAUGAUUAUAUAAUAUUAGAUAAUUUUUUUAGUAAUUCAUGUCUAUAUAAAGAUUUUAGAUAUGAAUAUAUAUUUAAAACAAAAAUAGUUUAUAUGCUUAUAAAGAAGUUUUAUGGAGCUGAUGAUAUAGAAAAUACAAUUAGAUUUGCUAUAUAUUUUGAGGAAUGUAGAAAUAAAACACAGAAAAAUAAUAUAUAUAAUGAUUAUAUUUUUCAUAAGAACUUAAUUAAUUCAUAUAUUAAAGUACAUGAACAUAUAGUGCCCUCAGAAUGGUUUCAUUUACAAAAUUAUAAUACAGUAAAAAAUAAUUCAGUAUCUGUUUCCAAUUCAAGAUCUGAUUCCAUUUCUGUUUCUAAUACAUUAAAUGAAAUGAAUGAUUCAGAAUAUUUGGAUUAUUAUUCUUUUUUCUUUAAGGAUAUAUCUAAAUAUAUAAAAUUUCAUAUUAUUCAAAAAAUUAUAAAUUCUAAUAUAUAUGGUUUACAUAAAGAUGAUUAUUCAAUAAACGAAUGUAAUAAGAGUGAUGAUUCUUAUAUGAUAAAUAAUAAUCAAUAUAACAAUAUUAAAAAUAAUGAUAAUAUUAAUAAUAUUCAUUAUGAAGAAAGACAUUUUUCAUGUUAUUUUAUAUAUAUGGUUAAAAAAUCAAUUUUAGAUGAACUAGUCAAUAUAUAUUCUUUAAAAGGAGAAUAUUUUUAUAAACGUAUUUCUACAUGUUUAAUAAAAUCAUCUCUAAUUAAAGAUUAUGAUAAAACACAAAAUAAACAUUUCCACAUGUAUGUACAGCUAGCCAAUAUUAAUCAUUUUAUGAAAAAUCAUUUUUUUGAAUAUAUAAAUUUUUUUAAAAAAAAAGAAUUAUAUCAUAUUGAAAAAACCAAAAAUGAAGAUGAAAUAAUGGAGAACCUAACAAACGUUAUAAAAGCGAAUGGUAAGAAAAUUAUUUUAGUUAUAAAUACAUUAGUUGAAAUAAUAAAUAAAAUUGAAAGAGAAAUUAUUAAGGAUAUCAAUAUUUUUGUUACUAUAAAUUUUAGAAAUUUAAUUAUUGAUACAUUAUAUUUAUUUAAAUAUAUUUUUAAUAAUAAACAAUUCACAUUAAAUAUGGUCGAUGACUUAUAUAGAAAUGUAAUCAUCUUCAAUGAUGUUAUUAAUUCAACAUGGAAAGAUGAUGUUCAUUUCUAUCCUAAGGAGCAAAUUAAACAAUUAUAUACUCAUAUAAGACAUAAAUUCUUGAAUCAAAAUAUGAUAAAUUGA